UUAUUUUUUAUUGCGUAGGUAGUUAAAAAACAUUAUAACAGGGAAAUCGGGGUCACGUUCAAUGACACCGCACGCAGUCACCGAAUAUUUCUGUGUCUUACGACACUACCGCACCGUCAGUGGAACGAUUACCUCAUAGCAUCUACCUAUUAUUAGUUGGAUACACAAGCUUCCAUCAAUGCCGCCUGCCGGCAUGCCCUAGUAACCACGGAGCCGCGCCGCAACACGAACGUACGAAAUGUCAAAACCCGCAGUCCUCGUGUGUUAUUUCGUGGCGCAAAUACUCGCCGCGCAAGCCUACAGAAUACUCGGAAUAUUCCCGUCCCUGGACCGGAACAAUUACCUCACGUACCGCGGAUUGUUUCGGGAACUGGCGAAUCGGAACCACGAAGUGACCCUUAUAAGCCACUUUCUAUUGCCCGACGCGCCGGCCGGCUAUCGAGAUGUACAGCUCAGUGAGAAUCAUAUCUACAAAGGACUGUCGUUCGAAUCUGUUAUAGUGAAUGAAAUAUCGCGAGUGCCUUUCGAGACGUUACGGUCGACUAAAGUUGGAAACGACGACUGCAAGACGCUUAUGAAUAAUCAUGACGUACUCCACAUGAUAAGAACUCGUCCUCGAUUCGAUGUGAUAAUCGUGGAAUCUUACAAUAGCGAUUGCGCGCUUGCUUUGGCGGCAAAUUUGAGUGCACCAUACAUCGCGUUCAACCCUCAGCCGCUCCAUCCAUGGCAUUACAGCAGAUUAGGGAUUAAUUUCAAUCCCGCGUAUGUUCCCCAAUCGUUGCUACCGUACGGAAAACAGCCGUGGUUUUUUGACCGUGUGAAAAGCUUCGUGCUGUAUUAUAUCAGCAACUGGGUGUAUUACAUCGGAUCGCAGUUGACGGAUCACGUGUACCUGUAUAAGUAUUUAGGGGACGAUCUGGCGGCUCUGGAGAGCAUAGCGUCGAACGCGAGCGUCGUGUUUGUAAACACGCACAAAUCAGUUUUCGGUGGCGUUGUGCGCCCUGAUAAUGUUGUGGAUGUUGGAGGGAUUCACAUUAGACCCCCGAAGAUUAUACCCACGGAAAUCGAGCGGUUCAUAAACGAAGCGGAACAUGGUGUAAUAUACGUGAACUUGGGCUCCACUGUCAAGGACUCCACAAUGCCCAUCGAGAAGUUAAACGAGCUGGUCGCAACAUUCAGGAGAUUGCCUCUCAGAGUGCUUUGGAAGUGGGAUGGAGCCAAUUUGGAGAAUCUGCCAAGAAACAUUAUGACUAUGAAAUGGCUGCCACAGUAUGAUAUCUUGAAGCACGACAACGUGAAAGCCUUCGUGUCACACGCUGGAAUCCUCAGCAUCAUUGAAGCAUUGGAUGUUGGCAUACCAGUCGUAGCUAUACCCUUAUUCGGAGAUCAGUACGGUAACGCUGCUGCCCUGGUAGAUGCAGGAGUGGCAACUAUUGUAACAUUCGACAGCUUGCGGAAAGAAUUGCUAUUGGAUGCAAUGAAUGAAGUUUUGGAUCCAAUGUGGCAACAACGCGCAAAACUUGUUUCUCGAAUCUGGCACGACCGUCCAAUGUCCCCUCUCGAGAGCGCUAUCUACUGGAUCGAGUAUGUAGCCCGAUACAACGGAGCGCCAAACUUAGUGGCGGCAUCUGCAAGCGUUCCAUGGUACCAGCAAAUGCAACUGGAUGUUUUGGCCUUCGUCGGCCUCGUAGCUUAUAUUCUUCUGUACGUUUUGUACAAAAUAUUGAGCGUAUGCUGCUGCUGCUGUUGUCAGAUCGAACCACCAACAGAAGAAUUAACUCAAGAAAGAAGGCAGAAAGCUGUUAAGUUUGAAUAAUGAACUGUUUAUAUUUAGACGCUAUCAAAUUAAAGAGGAUUGAUUUAAGUUCGUUGUUCUGUGAAUAGAACGAAGUAAGAUCUGAUUUUUUUUCGUUUUGUAGCUUGAGUUGCAAAAUUUUGGCAACGGCUUUAAUACAAAAUAUUAAUCUUAAUGUGCAUAGAUACUUAACUGUAAAAAUGUGACUACAUAGACUGGUGACUUGAUUUAGGUAUUUAUUAAUAAAUAUUUAUAGUGGUU
Molecule: messenger RNA, 2056 nt
Organism: Maniola jurtina (meadow brown)
Lineage: Eukaryota; Metazoa; Arthropoda; Insecta; Lepidoptera; Nymphalidae
Gene: UGT44A1
Product: UDP-glucosyltransferase 2-like
Exons: 4
Coding region: 239-1816 (525 amino acids)
Molecular function (GO): UDP-glycosyltransferase activity
Source: RefSeq, a predicted model, not a curated record